Anneissia japonica is the source of this 4138-nucleotide messenger RNA. Its product is annotated as aldo-keto reductase family 1 member B1-like. The transcript is spliced from 7 exons. NCBI's taxonomy places the organism in Eukaryota, Metazoa, Echinodermata, Crinoidea, Comatulida, Comatulidae. Gene Ontology annotation, molecular function: aldose reductase (NADPH) activity. Gene Ontology annotation, cellular component: cytosol. The record is from RefSeq and is a predicted model, not a curated record. Bases 104 to 1102 code for a protein of 332 amino acids.
UUUGUUUCCGCCUCAUUUUUGCUAUGCGAGUGCUCUAACUUGCUAACUUGUAUUUCUAGAAUCAUUGCUGUCACUUCACUCAAUUCGAAAGAGAAAGCGCCGGAUGGACGAGAGGAGUUUGGUUUUGAAGUACAUAUUACUUCCAAAUGGAGGUAAAAUCCCAACUAUUGGGCUUGGAACUUUCAUUGAUAACCAGUACGUUUCGGAAGGGUCAGAUGGAAAGUUAGCAAUUGCAAUUAGGAACGCUAUCAGUCUCGGAUACCGUCACAUCGAUACAGCUUGGAUGUAUAACACUGAAGCUGAUGUUGGUUGCGCUGUCAAAGAAAAAAUUCAAGAUGGAACUGUUGCUCGUGAAGAUUUGUUUAUUGUUACCAAAUUAUGGAGAAACUUCCUCAGCCAUGAUCAAGUCAGCAAAGCUUUUCACAGGUCUCUAAAAGAACUAGAUAUGACCUAUGUUGACCUUUACUUAAUUCACAGCUCAACAGGACUCAAGUUUAAUAGCAACCCCAGACAGCAUUACCCAGAUGUUGAUGACUAUACUCCAUAUUUUGAUGAUGUUGACUAUGUGGACACAUGGAAGGAGAUGGAGGAACUUGUGGAUGCUGGUCUAGUGAAAUCAAUUGGUGUUUCAAACUUCAAUAUCCAGCAAAUUGAGCGAAUUCUAGCUGUUGCACGCCAUCCACUGUCAGUCGUACAGGUAGAAAUGCAUCCUUACCUGUCACAAUCAGAUCUUCUGCAGUUCUGCAGAAAGAGGAAUAUUGUAGUCACUGCCUAUUCACCAUUGGCCUGGGGAGGUCAACCACUCCCAAAGCCUCCGGCGCCAGUACCUCUAAAUGAAAAUCCUACUGUCAAGAGUAUUGCCUUGAAACACAAAAAGAGUCCAUUCCAAGUAGUACUUCGCUAUGAACUCCAGUUAGGCGUGGCUGUUAUACCAAAGAGUACUAACCAAAAACACAUCCAUGAGAACUUUCAUGUCUUUGACUUCAAGUUGUCCAAAGAGGAAAUGCGGGAUAUAGCAUCGUUGAACAUCAACUACCGUCUUCUUGACCAACACAAGUUCAAAGGUCAUGUACACUUUCCUUUCUGUGAUGAAGAAGUAUGAUGGACUGAGGCAAUUUAACAGAAUGACACUCAUCUCCGCAUGCCAAUAUAGAAUGUGCGUAUAUUCCUUUGACCCUAUCUGUGGCAUUGAAAAUCUGAUACUAGUUGUAAGUAAAGCCGUCAGUUUUUAGUGUAUGUGUACCAUAUAUGUUCUGGUGUUAAUUACAAUUUUAUUUAUUUUCGUCACUUCAGAGUAUCUAUUCUUAUGUCUUUUGACCAAGAGCUUGUUAUGUGCUCCUGGAAAAUGCAAUAUGGCUCACCAAAAUUGACCUACUACUAAAUGAAAGGUUAAAGCAAAUAUAAAUUUAAAAGAAUCCCAGUCUUAUAUUUAACAGUCAUGGACUAAUGUGCAUAAAACAAAAAGUUGUGCAGGUACAGGUAUUUAUUCAUUUAACAUAAGAAGUCUCAAAUAACACCACACACGAACUCAUUGAUUAAUUUAAUGUUUAAAAUGGUGAAAGUUUAUGGCAUAAGCUCUGUCCAGAUUAUGAAAUUUAAUGUUGUAUUCUAAUUCAUGAUGUGACUAUAUAUGGUCAUGAUGUGAUGUCAUCACGACCAUAUUUAGGCAUGUCACAUGUUUUUGUCAAUAAAAUUUGAUAGUCUGGACAGGGGCCUUGGAAUGUUGAAUUUUAAAGGCAUUAGCCUCUGUUUGAAACGGCACCUUUCUGAAAGCAAUCGAGACAUGUUGGUGUUGUUAAUGUUCUUUUGUGUUCCUAACACUAACAGUUUUUUGUUGCAUCGCUUUUUUUGAGUGACGACUAAAUCAGUUGAGCAUAUUUUGUUGCGCACGGCAUGUAGAAUGUCGAUGCUAUAGAGGGAUAAAAACGUUCCCGAAAUGAGUGCCCUGCUGUUAAGUUGCCUUGGAUGGACAACCUGAAGAGACGGAUAUUUAAAAAGGAAUGUAACAACUACGAGUACACUUGCCAAGUAAACGGUGCAGCUAUGUGAACACUAUAAAGAUAUAGCUGUAAUUGGAUUGUAUUUGUGUAAUUACGACCAAGAUGAAUGGUAACUUUACCUAGGUUAAAAUGUACUGCUAUUUGCCCAGGUUUUGGGCACACAAAAUGAAUGAUAACAUUUUUGACACGCACAAUACUGCCACUGAGGAGGAUAUUGAUGUAAUGGAAUUGUGUUCCUCACAAUGGACAUUCCUGCUUCAAAAAAAAAAAAGUGUUUCAUUCUUGGCACGAUUCGCUUGGUUAAAACUUACUGCAAGGCUAGGGAAAUUUUACCUCCGGGGGCUCACUCUUAAAUAUUUCUGUACGGGGAGGUGCGCAUUUAUGGGGUAUAUUUUUGAGGACUUUGUAGCGCAAGUGUGGGAAAUAUGGGGGGGGGGUGGCAGGGAGUUUCAGCACUUAUGGGGUAUACUUGCGAGGACUUUGUAGUGCAAGUGUGGGAAAUAACCUUGGUGAAAUUGGUGGUCAAAGUCCCUGGCUUAUUCUGUGUAAAUUGCCACGAUUUUUCGCAAUAUGUUAGCGGGAAUUUCAAGCUAGACUGGGUGCUAAGCCGGUAAGCCCCUUGCUAAGCCUAUCUUUGGUACAGCCAGGAGAUCGCGGUCAGACAGAACGCUUUUUGCCAUCGGAAACCAGUCAAUAUUGCGCCCUCUCUUGUACUAUUGAGUGACCUUUUUCCUGUCGUAUUUUAGAGCACAGUGCGAUUUUGGUAAAGGUAGUUCAUAAGAAUUGUCAGUUAAAUACUGACUGGUAGCGCAAGUGUCUCAUAUCUUGAAGUGGCUGUGACACACCCCUGUUUGUUUGGUUGGUAUGCAAGUGAGCUCCCCGGGAUUUGACCAUUUAGGGAGUUUUACACAGACUUCACAUGUACAUACUUUGACCAAAAAAUAUCCAAACCAAGGGUGCAAGUCUCAAUGUGAAGCUUAUGGAUUGUUGCGACUCAUGACCAAAAAUUCUGAUAUUUUCUACAGAAUGAAUAUUAUAAUGCAUGCAUCCUAACCACUGUAGUGGUACUUCACAGUACAAUAUAUUUAUUUAAUUUUACUGAGUAGUUUAGUUUAGUAGUAUUUAUAUUUGUAACAUUUCAUAAAAAAAAAAACAAUAACGGAUGUUUAUGACCAAUAGGCUUCCAAUGUAAAAAAAGAAAAAUCAUGUAAUCAAUUUUUUUACAUAAUGUAAAAUGUAUCUUUUAUUUAUUGAAAAUAUAUAAGAAUGGGACCAUUUCAAAGUGUCAAUGUCAUAAUUUUUAUUUGUACAAGUACAUAAUAAUAUGGGAAAGAACGUCCAAAAAGAGGUACUGUAGAUAGAUACAGAAAAAACCCAGGGGUGGUGCUAGUGGUGAGUUGGGGGGUGGGGGGAGACGGAAAACCACAAUCAGGAGUCUAUGCAUAUUUUACAUAUAUUAUUUAGUAGAAUUGUCAUAGAUUUCUGGACCACCUAAACCACUCCCGACAAAUUUUGAGCGAUGCUCGAUCACACCCACUUAGUCUAUUCGAGGAUAUUUCCCCUUCCACCUUUGGGAAAAUCCUGGGAUAGGAGAUCAGAAACGUAAGAUCGUUAUAAUGAUCGCCCCAGAAAAGACAACCAAUACUGCUAAUAGAAGUGUCUGGAGAAAGGCACUACAAUCAUUAGUAUUAACAUGCUGGAGUUUAUUGUAAGAGAAAAAGAAUCAUUUCCUGUGUUAUUGUCUAGUAUCACUCAUUCAUUUUUUCCAGAACAACAUACUAGAUAUCACGUAAAUAAUAACCAAAAUAAAUUAGCACAAUUCUGGCAGAUUGUCAAAAAGAUAAGGAAAAUUUGAAAAAAUACUGUAUAAAGACCUUCAAUCUUGUGCGGAUACUGUAUACAAAAGUUUUAAUAUUUAAAAAGUCAAAAAACAUGAUGAAAAAGGGUAGUACUGUACUCAGGCAUAGAAUGCACAAAAAAUGCUGAAUAAAAUUCACAAGUCUAUAUAGAAAUAGGAAUCUCAUUCCACAUCCGCAAAAAUUAGAAAAGAGAGAGAAAGAAUAGUUUUACGAGCCUUCUGUUGUAAAAAAAAAAAAAAAAAAAAAUACGGUUUGCGUUUCUUUGAGAAACAGGCACAA